CCACUGCCAUUCUCAGGUCCCAUUCCCGAUAAACCCAACACACUCUAGACACAUACAUCAUUCUAUCUGAUUGCCCAUGCUGAUUAGGUACAGGUGCUACUGGCUACUAGCAGAGGAAACAAAAAAAAAAAAACAAACUCGUACGAGUUUGCACUUGCAGUUUGCCAGAAAUAAUAUUAGUAAUACAUAUAUUCGCAAUCAGAGAGCUAAGUAUAUGCCAUUGUGAGAUAUGAAUAUAGUCAACUUAUGCACUCGAGCGAUAAGAUUAGCAUGAAUAUUUUAUGAGUGUUCGACGAAUAUACUUUAUCGAAAAAAAAAACGAUGUAUGAAACAAGUCAAUCCUGUCAGUUACUAAAGAUAAACUGGACGACUUAAUUAAUGAGUGCUGCUAGUGGUGGGGGCGACGGGGCCACAGUUCGCCGCCACGUCACCGCGACAGAAAACCUUUCGAUUAAAAAGGUUCAAUGAUUCACGUCCAACAACUAUCUUGGAUCUGACAAACAGUAACGGGCCUUAUCUAUUGUGGUAGCUUUCCAGAAUAUUAAUUAAUAAAUUUAGACCUCUGAAACAGCGCUCAGUGAUAAGCCAACUAUAUAUAAACUGGGCGUGCAGCUGGGGCCAAAUUUAAAUUAAUUAAAUUGCAUAAGACCUACGAAUGGAUAACUAUAUAUAUAUGCUAGUUGGAUAAAAUGGCACAACACUCUGCAUACCCCACUUGACGUGCAACAUGGUCAACUUUGAGCAAGCCGCCGAACUCGCCAAGAACUUCGCUAAGAAGCCCACGGACUCCGAGUUUCUCGAGUUCUACGGUCUCUACAAGCAGGCCACCGUUGGAGAUGUUAACAUCGAAAAGCCCGGAGUGCUGGAUCUGAAAAAGAAGGCCAUGUAUGAGGCGUGGAACUCGCACAAGGGCCUGUCCAAGGAUGCUGCCAAGGAAGCAUACAUCAAGGUCUACGAGAAGUAUGCGCCCAAAUACGCCUAA
This is a messenger RNA of Drosophila novamexicana, 982 nucleotides long. RefSeq names its product acyl-CoA-binding protein (gene Acbp4). The transcript has a single exon. Bases 728 to 982 code for a protein of 84 amino acids. Gene Ontology annotation, biological process: fatty acid metabolic process. The record is from RefSeq and is a predicted model, not a curated record. Gene Ontology annotation, molecular function: long-chain fatty acyl-CoA binding. Lineage: Eukaryota; Metazoa; Arthropoda; Insecta; Diptera; Drosophilidae.